AUGAACAAGACACCACGUCGUCCACCAGCUUCACCAGUGCACACUAGAGAACCCAAUUUGGGUGCCACAGCGUCACCCGUAGAUGAACAAGACACCACGUCAAGUCCACCAGCUUCACCAGUGCACACUAGAGAACCCAAUUUGGGUGCCACAGCGUCACCCGUGGUUUUCUCCGGUUUUGCCGUUCUUUUUCAUUUUUGUGAUGUGAAAACCUUUAAUCUUCCUGUGUGCACUGAUGAAGCUGGUGGAUUUGGCGUGGUGUCUUGUUCAUGUACGGGUGACGCUGUGGCACCUAAAUUGGGUUCUCUAGGGUGCACUGGUGAAGCUGGUAGAUUUGGCGUGGUGUCUUGUUCAUGUACAGGUAACGCUGUGGCAUCCAAAUUGGGUUCUCUAGUGUGCACUGGUGAAGGUGGUCGAUUUGGCGUGGUAUCUUGUUCAUGUACGGAUGAUGCUGUGGCACCUAAAUUGGGUUCUCUAGGGUGCACUGGUGAAGCUGGUAUAUUUGGCGUGGUGUCUUGUUCAUGUACAGGUGACGCUGUGGCAUCCAAAUUGGGUUCUCUAGUGUGCACUGGUGAAGCUGGUGGACUUGACGUGGUGUCUUGUUCAUGUACGGGUGAUGCUGUGGCACCUAAAUUGGGUUCUCUAGGGUGCACUGGUGAAGCUGGUGGACUUGACGUGGUGUCUUGUUCAUGUACGGGUGAUGCUGUGAUAAUAAUAAAUAAUAAUAAUAAUAAUAAUAAUAAUAAUAAUAAUAAUAAUAAUAAUAAUAAUAAUAAUAAUAAUAAUAAUAAUAAUAAUAAUAAUAAUAAUAAUAAUAAUAAUAAUAAUAAUAAUAAUAAUAAUAAUAAUAAUAAUAAUAAUAAUAAUAAUAAUAAUAAUAAUAAUAAUAAUAAUAAUAAUAAUAAUAAUAAUAAUAAUAAUAAUAAUAAUAAUAAUAAUAAUAAUAAUAAUAAUAAUAAUAAUAAUAAUAAUAAUAAUAAUAAUAAUAAUAAUAAUAAUAAUAAUAAUAAUAAUAAUAAUAAUAAUAAUAAUAAUAAUAAUAAUAAUAAUAAUAAUAAUAAUAAUAAUAAUAAUAAUAAUAAUAAUAAUAAUAAUAAUAAUAAUAAUAAUAAUAAUAAUAAUAAUAAUAAUAAUAAUAAUAAUAAUAAUAAUAAUAAUAAUAAUAAUAAUAAUAAUAAUAAUAAUAAUAAUAAUAAUAAUAAUAAUAAUAAUAAUAAUAAUAAUAAUAAUAAUAAUAAUAAUAAUAAUAAUAAUAAUAAUAAUAAUAAUAAUAAUAAUAAUAAUAAUAAUAAUAAUAAUAAUAAUAAUAAUAAUAAUAAUAAUAAUAAUAAUAAUAAUAAUAAUAAUAAUAAUAAUAAUAAUAAUAAUAAUAAUAAUAAUAAUAAUAAUAAUAAUAAUAAUAAUAAUAAUAAUAAUAAUAAUAAUAAUAAUAAUAAUAAUAAUAAUAAUAAUAAUAAUAAUAAU
Messenger RNA from Microplitis mediator, 1464 nucleotides. RefSeq lists its product as uncharacterized. The record is from RefSeq and is a predicted model, not a curated record. The transcript has 3 exons. The annotation marks the transcript as partial. Lineage: Eukaryota; Metazoa; Arthropoda; Insecta; Hymenoptera; Braconidae.